GUAAUUACUCUUCCGCCGCCAAAUCCUAAACCCCCGAAGCAAAGUUUCGCCGACAGAAAUUUGAACGCAAAUUUUCUCCUCCUUCUUCGUCUACUUCUUCGUCUUCAUCAAUCUGAUUUAGGGUUUCCUUAUUCCCUCCCAAAGUUUCUUCCUUUUUCUUUCUAAUCCCUUCAAUUACAAUGCUCUGCAGAGAGUGCGACAACGACGCCUUUGACGAAGAAGACGACGGAUAUUUCUACUGCAAACGAUGCGGUGUUCAGGCUGAAGAUCUUAUCCAAACCGGCGUCGACGACGGCGAUUUAAUCGGUGAUGGUGGAGGUACUCAUGGCGCAAUUUAUGACCCCAGAUAUCGCCGUACUAUAACACAACCAAUCACUCCUUCACAGCCUCGUUACACAGAUGACACAAUACGUUACACUCAUUUUAAAUCUCAGCUUGAAUCUGAAAUCGAGAAGAAGAAGGAUUUGCCCCGUGAAGUGAAGAGAGAGCCUGAGAUUUAUCUCGAGAAAGAGCCAACGGAGCCUGUGGAUUUUGGAGCAGAGACUUUAAGUUAUGAGGAUUAUUACGAUGAAGCAAGAGAUAGAUAUGUUAAAGCUUUUCUUAUGAUGAUUACUUAUCAGUGUGAUGCUUUGGUUGACAAGUUUAAUGUCACUCCUUUGAUUAUUGGUUUGGUUGGACCUAUCUCUUUACGUUACGUGGCUCUCUCUGGCGUUUACGAUGAUGAUUGGGCGGAUAAAGCCAUUCGUGAUUCCGAACUUCAAUCAGAAGAUGGUGAAGUAAAAGAUGCUAAGCGGCCUAAAACACAGAAAGCCGAGCCUCGUAACUUAGAUGGUAAAAGAGCAGUGACGAUAUGGGUUAGUCUGCUUAAAAAGACUCUGCCUUUAUCGAGUUCUUUGGCGAUAUCUUUUCUUGCUUGUCACCAUGCGGGAGCACCUGUUUUACCUACGGAUAUUGUGAGAUGGGCACGAGAAGGAAAGCUUCCGUAUUUGUCUUGUUUUAUCGAUAUUCGAGAGCAAAUGGGAGAGCGAUCAGCUGCGUGUCCGGUGAAAGCAAGCAUAAUGUCUAGGCCUUUUCAGAUUAUUUCUGCUCAGAUGUUAGAAGCACGAGCCGCUUGCAUUGCUGAUAUUAUUGGUUUGCCUUUGUCUCCUGUAAAUUUCUAUGGUAUAGCUUCAAACUAUAUAAAGCGGUUAUCUAUUCCUGAGGAUAAGAUUCUUGAACUGGUGCGUCUUAUACAGAACUGGUCACUGCCUCCAGAAUUGUAUCUAUCGAAGAAUGAGCUGAAGCUUCCUACCCGGGUGUGUGUCAUGUCUAUUCUAAUUGUAGCUAUACGGAUGCUUUAUAACAUAAAUGGUUUAGGUCUGUGGGAACGGAGUUUGGAGUUUGUUAAUGCUAGUGAGGCAGAUAUCGAUUUCGAAGAGUUUGAUUCUCCAGUUCAUGAUGAGGAGGUUUCAAAUACAAAUUCAGGUACUGCAGAGUUGUCAGAUGUCACGAAAGCAACCAAAUUCGAUACCGAGGAGCUUCUGAAGAACCUUGAAGCUAAAUAUUAUGAGGUCGCUGCAGAAACCCUUGAAUCCGAGAAGGAUCUGCUGUCAUAUCUAUCGCUCGGGAAAAACGAGUUCUUUGCUGGUUUGGAAGAAGAUUUACCUGACGAUACAUACAGAACUGUUGACAACCUGUGGAAUGGUUAUCCAAAAGAUGAGGAUUUCGAACGGUGUAGGACUCCACCCAAGAGGGGGAGAGACUGGGAUGAUGAUGUAUCACUUAACCAACUUUCAUUAGAAGAUAGCAAAUUUAGCGAUGGAAACAAUCCUUGUAGUAGCCCUUCAAGGAGAAACGAAAGUGUAUCAAUGGAUCGUGAUUUAUCUUCUUCAGAACACGGAGAAUCAUCAUCACCAGAGAAUCAUCAUCAUCAAGAAGAGAAAUUAAAGGAGAGAGCGAUAAAAAGACUAAUAACAGACAUGGGAGAUAACUUGUUCUGUUACAUACCACCUCGUGUGAAGGUAAAGAGACUAGAUUAUCUACAAUAUGUGAGGAAAAAAGAAGAUGGAGCAUUGAUAUACACGGCUCACGCAGAUUACUACAUUCUUUUGCGGGUUUGUGCUAAGGUAGCUGAGAUUGAUGUGAGGAAUAUGCAUAGAGGUGUGUUGAGCUUUGAGAGGAGAUUGGCUUGGAUUGAGAAAAGGAUAGAUCAGGUUUUGCAUCUACCUCCACCUUUUAUGACAUGUGACCACUGUUGUGAUGGUGGGAAUGCUGGAGAAGAUCAAGAUGAUUCAUAGUUUCAUACACUAACACACUUUGUUUAUAAAUUUUUGUUGUAAUAUGUUCAUAGUAUUUUCUGUAAUCUUGUAAAUCGAAUUAAACCAAAUUAUUUAUAAUUAAUCGUUUCUUGUGCUC
Arabidopsis lyrata subsp. lyrata is the source of this 2394-nucleotide messenger RNA. Its product is annotated as TATA box-binding protein-associated factor RNA polymerase I subunit B. Gene Ontology annotation, molecular function: RNA polymerase I core promoter sequence-specific DNA binding. Gene Ontology annotation, cellular component: RNA polymerase I core factor complex; RNA polymerase transcription factor SL1 complex. The record is from RefSeq and is a predicted model, not a curated record. Gene Ontology annotation, biological process: nucleolar large rRNA transcription by RNA polymerase I; RNA polymerase I preinitiation complex assembly. The transcript has 3 exons. NCBI's taxonomy places the organism in Eukaryota, Viridiplantae, Streptophyta, Magnoliopsida, Brassicales, Brassicaceae. Bases 180 to 2276 code for a protein of 698 amino acids.